UCCACCACUCCUCUGGCUCUCCCAUUCCAGAGCUUGACCAUCCUCUCAGUGAAGGAAUUUUCCCUGUUAUCCAACCUAAACCCCUUCCCUGCACAACCUGGGGCCAUUUCCUCUUGUCCUAAAUGAAUCCAUAAAAAUCCAUAUACGGGAUGAAGUAAAAACUAAAGUCACCUCUGAUGAACACAAAGCCACGGGAAUGCAGUUUUUUCUCUGGAAAACAUAAAAAAUAUUCCUCUUUCCCACUCCAUCCCUGCUCUGGGAUCACACCUACCCCUGGGAAGGGGCUCAGCAGCAUCUCCCCCCUGGUCCCUGCUCAGUCUCCCACCCUCCAGCCUCACAUCUUAUUUAUUUUCCUCGUAGGUGGAGAGCUGUGACUCAGUGGUGAAUCUUGGUUUCAAGGAUCACACAAUACUUUACCAGCCAGUUUCAAUGAACCAGAAAAAAAAAUUAAAAAAAGAAAUAAAAAAAAUUGGGAAUUUCCCUUUUCCUUCCCAUCUGUGGUGACUACGGAGAGUGCAGAGUCCUGCCUUUGGAAAGGCUGACUGACAUCCACAGCUCAGGGCUUGGAGCUGUGCAGGAUUUUGGAGAUCUUCACACACAGAAAAGGCAAUUCAACGUUUUUCUUGGAAAGUUUGCCUUGCAGGUUGCCAAGUGCAAGAUGGCUCAGCACAAAAGCUGCCGUUCAUCCUCCCCACAUUCCUGCUGUCCACGCCUCCCUCCCGCCUGGAGACAACGGGGACAUUUAAGGAUGCUUCAGGUUUGCUUUGUUUGUGGUUGGAUGCUCGGGGAGCUUUGGGGAUGACACCAGCAGUGAUGCUGCUCCCUGUCCUGCACUCCCUGGCUGGAGCAGUGGGAGCUGCCCUGGGCACAGUUUUGCUCUUUCUGGGCCCACUGGAAGGAGAGUUGAGAUGCUCAACCCACAGGAGGGGUCUCGGGGCAGGCCAGGGCUGGGGGAUUUAAAAUAAGGGAGUAACGUGGCAAAACAACCAGGGGAGGGCUCCUCGGGUCUCAUUCUGCCUCCAGUUUGACUGAAGUUGGUCCCCUCAUCCCUGCCAGCACCCUGCUGCCUCUGUCCCAGCCUCCACUGCCUUCCCAAGCAGCAGCAGAUGCCAAACAAAUGAGUCUUCCCAGCUCUCUGCAGGGUUUGGUGGUUUUUUUUUUUUCCCUCUUGAGUUUCUCCCAGCUCUGCUGGAGCGUGUGGCAGCAUGUUGGGGACUGAGCUGACAGGAAAUAAGCUGUCUUUUUUCCAUGCUCUUGGCUGGGAAACUCCACAGCUUUGGAGCUGUAUAGGUAAUAAUUCUGGGAUAACUCAUUAGGCAGGACAUGUAAUCAGAUGUUGCCUGUUGGUAACUAAUCAUCCAAAGUGUUCAUUCUGACAGGACAUACACAGCAUUGAUGCUGCUCCUUCAGGCAGCCAAAAAGGACCAACCUCUUCAUGGUAGCAUUUUCUAGAAAGAAUUAUUUUUAUUUUUACUUCUCUCUGCCUAUAUUUACCUCUGCCUGCACCGUUUUUUCGAAUCAAAUUAAGAAAUCCUUUGGCUGAUAAACUGUCCCUGAUAAAGUGACACUGUGCUGGCUGAGAGACUCCUCCAGUGCAGUCUGCAGAGCACACACCACCACGAGAGGAUGUGCAGAGGAAUUUUCAUACCAGGAGCUAUAGGAUUUACUUUAUUUCACUGCCAAAUUAGUAUCACUGCUUUUAUCAACGCGAUUGUGUGUCAUGAUACCUGCAAGAGCAGCAGCCAGGCUUUGUAACCCGGGCCUCUUGCAGCCCUUUGUUCCUGGCUGGAGGAGAUUGCAGCCAUCAAAACAAAAGAGGAACCAUUUUCUCUCCUGGGAACAGAUCACCGAGUUCCCAUUAAGGCAAAACAAAAUUAUGCAAUGAGUCAAGGCAACAGUGCUGGGCAUGUGGAGUCUUGUUGAGUGCUCUGAGCACUCACAUUCCAGCAGGCAGCCUCCCCGUGCAGGAGAGCAGCACGAAAUGGUGGGAGGCUCCAAAGGGCACAUCCAAAACUCCCCAGGUGUGCAGGAAAAGAGAGGUGAGUCCUCAGGUGUGCAGGAAAAGAGAGAUGAGUCCUCCCCACCCCUGUCCUGGCAGCACCUCUGUGGCCUGGGAGCUGUUUGUGACCCUGAGAGAACUCAUGUCCUCACCAGAUACUACCUAAGAUGACUAGAAAAAUUACAUAAAAUAAUUUGUAAACACCACUGUGGCUGCCACAGGCUUCUUUCCAGUGGGUUUAGUUGAGAGGAAAACACUGGGGGAUGGAUUUGCUGUUAUUUUUCCUGAUGAGCCAGAACCUCAAGCUGCUCUGCUGUGGAAAAGAGAUCUCAGAGUCAGGGGCUGAAGCUUGGCUGAAGCAUUCACAAAAGGAAGGAUUGAGUUCAUUGAAUGUGUUGAAUUCCUCUAGGCACGAGGAUUGAAAACACAAUUCCUCUACAUUAUUGCUAAAAAUAUUUUAAUUAAAAUAGAAUAGUCUUUCUGGCAACUUCUCUGGCCCUUCCCAUCCAUGGGAUGCUUCUGCUCAACUGUCUAUAUCCUCUUUUUGCUUUUCUCUUGAGUGAAACCACUCAUUGCCUGGGUUCACUUAAAUGUAAAAAUGUAGAAGCAUAAAGUUAUACUAUACAUGUAAAAGUGUAAAGUUAAAAUCUCUGGAUUUUGCAGGAAUAUCCCUGAUGGAAUACACAUGGAAUAUCACUGAUGGGUUACUCAGAGGUGUGAGUGGACUCAGAGCAAACCCUGUUCCUCCAGUGCAGCAUGAAUUGCUCUACUGUUCUGCAAUAUCAAAUUUUAGCCUGAUUCUUAGCCAGUAUUCUUCCUUGUGAGAGACUCUUAUUACAAAACCAAGCCAAAAAAAAAAAAAAAAAAAAAAGGAAGAUCCAAAAAAAGUGAGCAGCUUAAAUCCUUCAGGGCCUCAGCAUUAGAAUAAGGGAGUCCAUUGUUUCCUAUUAAUGCUGCUCCAAUCCUCUUAAUAAAGAUAACAGGCUGGCUUGGGCACAUUUAUAGCUACAGGUCAUUCUUUCCAGCUGACACAGAUAAUGGUUGGACUCAGAACAAUUGGUCUGAUGUGGGUAAAAGCUGGUGGGCUCCUGGAAGAGAAGGAAGGAGGGCUGGGUGGUGUAAAGAGAGAGGAGGGUCUGAGCUGUGGCUGUUGCUGAGCAGGCAGAGGUCAGGGGGUAUCUGUAAUAAAAGCAAUAAGCAAAGUUCAGUGGGAAGGGGGGACUGGAGUGUUUCCGUGGAUAAAGGCACUAAAGAGGGAAAAGGGGAUAAAGGGGAACUCUUAAAAAUAAGGAAAUAAACUGUUCCUGUUAUUUUUAACUUAAGGUUCUAAGACUGAAUUGUGAAAAUAAGAGGAAAAUGUGGUUUUGUACCUAUUUACUGGUUCUCUCACCCAUUUUGUAUAGAGCACAGCCUAUAGCAGGUAUUCAAUUAAAUUAAUGCAUUAGCAGGUUUUUUUCACGGGAGUGCUUGUUUUUUUUCAGGAUUUCCUCCCUGCAAUUGUUAUUUGUUCUUAUGCCUCAUCUCACUAAAGCAGUUGAGUCACCCCCCCCCAAGCCAGCAUUGAAAAAAACUAAUGUUAUUUCCCUUAAAAUCCUUUUUUUUCCCCUUUGAAAAUCUGCAGUGUGUAAAAAGGGACCCUCAGCUCUCAAAUUCUUUGCCACGAAGGCAUUAAUGCAUAGAAAGCCUCUGACCCUCUGGAGUUUGUUUCUAAAUAGGGCACAGCUCAGAACAUCUGAAGGUCUCUGGGGCUCAUAGGAGGGAAUCUCCUAAUGAUCUUAGUUACUUUUAUACCUGCCUGAGACCAGAGUGCUCCAGUGCAGAGAGGCAACCCUGAGAUCACCCAGUGAGCACCAGGAACUGGAGCAGUGAGAACUCGGGAGAGAAGGGGGCAAGAAGAAGAUAAAACACCAAGAAAAGAAGGUGAAAUAACCACACGCAGAAUUAACAUCGAAUAAAGGCACAAGGCAGCCAGAAGAAAAAUAGGAAGGAAACAGCAGCUAAAGGAUAUUACAAGCAAAGGAAUUUGGGAAGGUUUUCCUUCUUUUCCUUCUGUUUUUGUUGGGUGUUUUUUUUAACCUGCAAAAUGGGACAGCAGUUUACCAACGCUGAAGGGGAGCAAGGGGAGAUCGACGUGGCAGAACUGCAGGAGUGGUACAAGAAGUUCGUGGUGGAAUGUCCCAGUGGGACCCUCUUCAUGCACGAGUUCAAGAGGUUCUUCGGGGUCCAGAACAACCAGGAGGCAGCAGAGUACGUGGAAAACAUGUUCAGAGCUUUUGACAAGAACGGGGAUAACACCAUUGAUUUUCUGGAAUAUGUAGCUGCCUUGAAUCUUGUUUUGAGAGGAAAACUGGAACACAAGCUGAGGUGGACGUUCAAAGUGUAUGACAAGGAUGGGAAUGGCUGCAUAGAUAAACCUGAGCUGCUGGAAAUCGUUGAUUCUAUCUACAGGCUGAAGAGGGCGUGUUGGUCUGACACGGAGGACAGGACCCCACUGCUCACCCCAGAGGAGGUUGUAGACAGGAUAUUUGAGUUAGUGGAUGAGAAUGGGGAUGGGCAGUUGUCUCUUGAUGAGUUCAUUGACGGAGCCAGGAAAGACAAGUGGGUGAUGAAGAUGUUGCAAAUGGAUGUGAACCCCGGGGGUUGGAUCACUGAGCAGAGGAGGAAGAGUGCUGCACUUUGAGAAAAUUCAGCUUUGGUACAGCUGAAAGUGUGAUGCUGACUCCAAGUGUGACUCUUCCUCUAGGGUGGUAGGGACUUUCCCUUGUAAUCCAAUCUCAGCAUCCAGAUGAAAACUUGGAUGGUUUAAGAAGCCGUAUCUCGACCUAAAACCCACGUGCUGCUGGUACCCAGAGACUAUUUUUGGCCCAUGAAUAAGUCUUUCUGUGUGCACAGUACUGUGUUUGCCAGUUCUGGUUUUUGGUUACACCCCAAGGAACAAACUUUUUUUUUGUGGCUUCCUGCAGCAGAUCCUGAGCAGGGUUUUAGUCUGAGGACAGACAGGAUGGGGAGAUAAGAAAGCCAGGCAGUGGUCCUGGUGUUUGCAUCACUCAGAGAUACAACACGUCAAACCACCAGUGGCACCAACAGAGGGGCUCUGGCAGGUGUCAGACAUCCAGGAUGUCUGGGUGUGUAUUUUGUAGCCUAUAAUGUCAAAUUAGGGAAGACCAACAGGUUGCUGAGUCCAAAAAUGAGAAUUGGACUAGAGCAGUAGCCAAGGCACCACACAGAGCUGAGGGAAACAAUGCAUGGGCUGGAGAGGGGGAGCAGUAACUCCUUCCCCUCCCUCCUGUGCACCAGAGUCUGCUCCUUCUGCCUGUCCAGAGGGUCUCUGAGGGGCUGGAUAAAUGCUGUUCUAAACACUGAGCAGCACAGGAAUUGCUCCUCUUCAGGGCCCCAUUUAGAGGACAGAAGGGCACAAGUGGGACUGGGCUCCUUUUGAGCCCUUGGUUUUUAGGGAAUCAUCACUCUGGAACAGCUUCUGCUCUGUGAAGGGUGGGUGAGCUCCAGGAGCUCCAGGGCUUUCACUGCACUGGGGAAAGUUUUGUGUGGAAGCAGAGAUAAAGGGGAGAGCAGAGUUUUGGUUGGCAGUGUCUCUGCAGUGAGAGGGUUUGUGCUGCUUUAUUGGCAGGACCACCCAAUCCUAAAUCACAGGAUGGUUUGGGUUGGAAGGGACCUUAAAACUCCUCCAGUUCCAACCCCUUGUCACGGACAGGGAUGCCACUCUCUAGAUCAGGUUUCUCCAAGCCUUGUCCAGCCUGGCCUUGAAAAGAAUAGAAAAAGUGACAAAAAUCCGAGUUAUGAAGCAGUACAGUGGUUUUACACUGGACUUAAUUUAACCACAGAUACAAAAUUCACACACGUUGCAGGCUGAGCUCUGCUGUUUUAACCCAUAUUUCUACAUGUAUGUAUGUGGAAAAACAAUUUGGGUUGAAUCAAUAUUUUGGGUCGUCUUUAUUGGAUUUACUGGCUCAUUUACAAGAAAAAAUUAAUCAGGAAAAAAUAACAUGAGUUUGCCUGUUUUAUUUUAAUUUUCCCCUGGGGUCAGUGGACCAGGUCAUACCAAUGAAACGAUUUACAACCCCUUUUUCGUGGCCUUUAAUUAGGAGUGUACUAUCUGUCGUUAGUUGAUUAGUUUGCUGGUUUGUGGUCUUGACAGUUUAGCCAGUGUUUAAAUUCAGGGACAUGAGGAAGUGUUCAGGAUAAGGCACAAUCAGUGCUAGAGUUCAAAUCAUAGAGAUUUCCACUUCAAAAUAGCCUUUCUAAGAGUUCUCUGUAAAUACACACUAGUCUGUGCUGUGCUUACUUAUCAGAGCUGAUUAGACUCCUGGUUUAUGCUGCUCUUUCAGGCUCUUUCAAGUCAAUAGUUUAUCAGCCAAAGAUCUGACAGAAAAAUCUCACUUCUGACUCGAGAGCCUGCGUGAAAACAUUCACUUCUGUGAAAUGUGAAUGAAAACAUUCAACUUGUGGAGAAAUGUUUUCAUUAGAGGAUCCAAAUCUCUAAUUCCUUGAAUUUCAGCAUCUCUGAAACUCUGCUUCUUGCACGGUUUUGAAGUGGCUGUUUAGUUACUGUAGUUGCACGUUGCUGGUUGACUUCAAUGCUUUAAAUUCUCUAAUCCUGCUCAGCCCCAAGCACUGGAGGGGCUGUUUGGUGGGCUCAUGCCAGCACCCCUCUCCUGGGGUGCAGAGGGCACCCAGCACUGAGCACUUGCACAGCCCUUGGUAGGAAUUUUCUAACACACGACUUGAAUAAAGAAAUAUUUAUUAAAACC
Messenger RNA from Pseudopipra pipra, 6768 nucleotides. It is a transcript of the gene GUCA1B, whose product is annotated as guanylate cyclase activator 1B. The record is from RefSeq and is a predicted model, not a curated record. The transcript has 5 exons. Gene Ontology annotation, cellular component: photoreceptor inner segment; cone photoreceptor outer segment. Bases 4083 to 4679 code for a protein of 198 amino acids. Gene Ontology annotation, biological process: visual perception. Gene Ontology annotation, molecular function: calcium sensitive guanylate cyclase activator activity; calcium ion binding. Lineage: Eukaryota; Metazoa; Chordata; Aves; Passeriformes; Pipridae.